Messenger RNA from Dinoponera quadriceps, 5076 nucleotides. It is a transcript of the gene mesh, whose product is annotated as protein mesh. The transcript is spliced from 14 exons. Bases 1 to 4026 code for a protein of 1341 amino acids. The record is from RefSeq and is a predicted model, not a curated record. Lineage: Eukaryota; Metazoa; Arthropoda; Insecta; Hymenoptera; Formicidae. Gene Ontology annotation, biological process: cell-matrix adhesion.
AUGCCUCGUCGUCGAGCGUCGAAGUUCGAUCGCAUCUGCACGCUCUCGAAAUGGAUCGUUUUUCUCGCGUGUCUCCUCUCGUUGACCUCGUCAUACGACGAAGUGACCGCUCUCGACAACGAGACGUUCAAAAGUGCGUUCGGCUUGAAUUCGGCCGAGUCCAUCGAGAACUACAACGCGGAGGGCGAGGAGUCGCUCCACGGAGAGGCGAAAGUGCCUUUGGAGCUCGAUGAGUUCGUGGCGGAGAAGACGGAUUCCAUCCCCGUCGAGGAGGCCGGUGAAGAAAAUCUGGCCCGAGUCCGGGCGACAAGCAAAGUCGUUUUCGCGCCGGAGGACAGCGAGGAGCUGGACGGCACGUCCGCGGACGUUCAGACCAUCCCCGGUGGUGAGAUGACGAAGGAGAAGAUCGCGAAAUACGUGAAAUACGAUUCGGACUCACCCGAGGCUUACAGAUACGCGCCUCGUCUGGAUGACAGUCCGGCCGACUAUGGGAUAACAGAAACCCGAUUGAAAGAUAUUCGAAAGAAAUUCAUGUAUUGGUACUUUGAUAAAGGCGGCGAUGAUGAUAACGGAGAUUACCAAACGGCUCUACAGGCGACGACACUGCAGAUCCACAAGAAUCUGAACUUUCAGCUGCCCUUUUACGGAUUUAGGUUUAAUUACACAAGAUUAACCGUGAACGGCUACCUGGAGUUCAGCGACCCGCCGGAACACUUCACGCACCCCCUCGUUUUCCCGGUGAAGGAUUGGCCGAUGAAGAACGAUCCGAGCUUCAUCGGCAUCUUCUUCAGCAAGUGUCGCAUAGGCAUGAGGAGGGAGACGGACAUCGACAAGAGGAAACCGGGGGUUUACUUCAGGCUCGAGAGGGAUCUGCAAGGCAGGACGGAUCAGUUCGGCGUGGAGAUGCGGGAGCGUCUCAUGUGGGACAUUCGCGAGGGCGUCGUCGGUUCCGACUCCUUCGUACCGAAGCACGCGAUCAUCGUCACUUGGAAGAACAUGUCCUUCACCGGCGGCAUCGACACGGCGCUCUACAGGACCAACACCUUCCAACUGGUGCUGGCCACCGACGAGGUUUAUACCUACGCGAUGUUCAACUACCUCAAUCUGCAAUGGUCGAGUCACACGGAGGCGGGAGGCGACACCACUCAAGGCGAGAACGGAGUGCCCGCAUAUGUUGGUUUCAACGCCGGGAACGGUACUCAGAGCUACGAGUACAAGCCUUACUCGCAAAUGACGACGGUGCGGGACUUGACGCACCGAGGCUGGGCGAACGGGUUCCCGGGUCGGCACAUCUUCAGGAUAGAUGAGAACAUAAUGCUCGGCAACUGCAACAAGGACAUCUCCGGAGCACACAUACUGCUGGUAUUCGCCCCGGAGAGCGGGAAUAUGCUGGGGGGCACCAUCGUCAACAUCACCGGGCCGUGCUUCAACGAGACCCAGAAGAUACUGUGCAAUUUCCAAGGUACCAACGUGGUGGGCACGGUGGUGGACAGGAAUCGCGCGAUUUGCGUGCAGCCGCGCCUGCAGUACGAGGGCUACAUCGAUCUGAUAGUCAGCAUCGCUAACAUCAACGAUAAUAACAGGUGGAAAGGAAGAUACUUCGUCGAAACUCCAGCCACGGCGGCGAUGAAGAUCAUCUUCGACAACGAUGCCAUUCACGAGAAGGAUCCGGCGGAAAUUAAAAUCACGUGGGACGCGUACAAUUUGACCAGCAAUUUCGGGGCGGGCGUUCAGAUCUCGCUUUGGGGAUACCGGGAGACGAAAACGACGCCCGAAUUCGAGUACAUCACAGUACUGGAGAAAUCGCACACCAAUACCGGCAGCUACGUCAUCAAGCCGGCGAGAUAUCGGGAGCAGUACAAUCCUUAUCAUCAGGACAUGGUCUUCGGCUUCUUGCAGAUCAAUCUGACCGAGCCGCAUUUGUACUCGGGACUCUCGAUAUCGCCGAGCUUGUGGAGCAGACCGAUUCCGCUGGGCUGGUACUUCGGCCCGCAGUGGGAACGAACGCACGGCCCCAAGUGGCCGCAGAAACUCUGCGACAAUUGGAUCAUGAACGACAGAUACCUGAAGAAUUUCGCCGCCGAGAUAGCGAUAUGUCCCUGCACUCUCGAGCAGGCUGUGAACGACAAAGGCCGCUUCCUCCCAGACCUCGACUGCGAUAAGGACACGAAUAAAGUCUGCUUCUACAACGAGAAGGCGCAACACUGCGUGAAGACCGGCGCGCCCAACAUGGACGGCUCGGAGCAGCAAUGUUGCUACGAUCACGACGGCUUUUUGAUGCUGACCUACGACCGAGUAGAGGGUUCGAGGCCGCAUCGCUCCCACAAUCUGGGCUACACGCCGUGGAACGAGGCGAACAAGAUACCGACUCUUUCGCACUGGUACCACGACGUCUCGCCUUGGUACACGUGUUGCAACUGGCAGGAGGAGCACUCGGUCGGUUGCGAGACCUUCCGAUUCGAGAGGAGGCCGUCGCAGGACUGCAUCGCUUAUCAGGCACCCGGGGUGGCGACCGUGUUCGGCGACCCCCACUUCGUCACGUUCGACGGCCUCGAGUACACGUUCAACGGCAAAGGCGAAUUCGUGCUGCUGAAAGUGAAUCACAUACGCGACAAGCUCGACGUGCAGGGCAGAUUCGAGCAGCUACCCAACAACGCCUACGGACAGGUGAUGGCGACGCACCUCACCGCGGUCGCGGUGAGAGGCAAUAACACGGCGACUAUCGAGGUCCGCUUGAGGCCAAAACACGCGCAAUGGAGGUAUCGGCUCGAUGUCCUCGCGAACGAGAAAAAAGUGUACUUUGACAGGCCGGCUUUGAAAUUCCAACACUUCCCCGGUGUCGUUGUUUACACUCCAACGUACAUCUUGAAUCAGAGCGAGGUCAUCAUCAUGUUUGACACCGGCGCCGGCCUGGAGGUCGUGGAGAACGAAGGAUUCUUGUCCUUGCGAACGUUCCUGCCUUGGACGUACAUGAAUAAAACUAGGGGCCUGUUCGGCAAUUGGAACUUCGACAUUACGGACGAUUUGACGACUCCGAAUGGAUACCAACUGCCGGUAAAUAGCGUGAAUAAUUCGGAGACCAUUCAUAAGGAUUUCGCAAUUCACUGGAUACUGGAAGAUAACGCGAACGAGCUCACGGGGGAAGCUUUAUUCGCCAGAAACUACGGCAGAUUGGCCAGUUUCUACUCGAAUCGCAGCUUCGUGCCGGAAUACCGGAAGUAUCCUAAAGAGAUACUUCCGAUAAAUCGCACGAUCGACGUGCAACGGGCGGAAGAUUUGUGCGGCGAGUCGUAUCAGUGCCAGUACGACUACGUGAUGACCUUGAAUCGGGAUCUGGCGCACUUCACCAGGAAUUAUUACGACACUUACACGAAAAUCCGAGCGACGAACAGCAGAGAAGUGAUAUCCUGCGGCGUGCUGGAGACACCACGAUUCGGGCGCAAGAACAAUUUCAAGUUUGUCCCGGGGACGAAGAUCACAUUCGAGUGCAACCAGGGCUUCAUACUCGUCGGCGAUCAGCGACGGGUGUGCACGCCUGAGGGCCGCUGGGACGUGCCGAUUUACGGAUACACCGAGUGCCUUCGUCAUGUUGAGUACGCUCAGCGUACGGCAUGGACGACAAUGGGGAUUAUUAGCGCUGUGUUAGUGCCGGUGGUGGGCUGCAUCGCCGGCGGUUAUCUUUACGCGCGAAAGAAAGGGUCGAGGAGCAGCUCGACGAAGUCGUGGCGCUAUACUGACCGCAUCGACAAUGAUUCGACAUUGUCGAAGCAGACCGUGCCGCUGAAGCCGUACGAUAGGGCGGUCUCGCCGAUCAGCGACUCGAGCACGACCGACACUAGUAGCACGAAGAAGCAUCGCCGUAGCUACGACGGGGUGUACCGCACCCACGAGCCCCUGCCGAACAGGCCGGACGUCGAUUUCGAGGAGAAGGAGUGGGACCUGAAAGUGCCCAAUUCGCCGACCGAGUCGGACAGCACCGACUCGAUGAGAAAAACAGCGAGUCUGUCGAAAGAGAGCGACGUCUAAGUCACCGCCAGCGAAGUCGCUCGACUCGCGCGCCCCCGCGCGGAGGGAUUCGUUACUGUGGAUUCUUGUUAGUGCGCGUGCGCCCAUGACACGGGUGUAUCUCGAUUCCCGAUUUCUAAGCACGUCCGACACGCGCAGAGGCACGCCGGGACUUGUGUACUUCCCGCCUUUCUUUCUUUUAGAUUUUUAUGUCGAUAUAAUUUUCAUUGGACUAUAUUUGGACUAUUUUCUUUUCUAGUAUCUCAGGGAUAGGUGGAUAUAAGAGAAUCGUCGAAAUGCACAUUUUGUUAACUGCAAAGGUAUUAUAAAUAACCGCAUUGAAAGAAAAAUGCCUGUUUUUUUUAGACGAAAUACAUUUUCCAGCGACUUUUUCAAAAUUUAGGUGUUGAAAUUUAGAUAUAGAGUAUUUUGAGGUCGCGAAUGACGAAUCUGAUGUCGGAAUUGGAAGAUUUCAAAAUCAAAGAUGGCGGACCGAAAUUGCGGGAAAUCAAGUGAUUCUCUUCAAAUAUAGCACAUAGAGGGUUUUCGGAUCGCCGGUUACGGAUCGGAGAGAUCGAAACAAUACCAUCUACAACUUAGACAAAAUCUUGCUUAUGUCAAGUCUGAAGUGAUUCGGCUGAUUCGCUGCAAUUUCGGUCCUCCGUAUUGGAUCCGCCAUGUUAGAUUGAAAAAAUCCUUGAAUUCAGACCUCAGAUUCGCGAUCGGCGACCUGGGAAACCCCCCAAAUUCGACGGGAAAUAAGCGGGAGGAAAAAUGUGCUUCAAAGGGUCGAAGGGGUAUCGAGUACCGAUUAAGUCGAUUGCGAGAACGACCGAACGUCCGGUAACGCGGAAAGAGAGAGGAGCAACGGAGAGAAACACGGGCCAUUCGGGGACACACGAGGAGAUUUCGCGUAUCAUUACGAGAUACUUGGUGUUACUUUAAGCGGAUCAAAUUUCACCGUCAUAUGUAAAUAGAAGAUGCCGCUGUUCUUGCUGUGGAAUAGAAAUAGUAUGCAGUAUUAUUUGUAUUUAGACUAGACGCAUUGUCGCCAUUGUUAUUGGUAUAAAU